Messenger RNA from Porites evermanni, 2179 nucleotides. The record is from the annotation of a GenBank genome assembly. NCBI's taxonomy places the organism in Eukaryota, Metazoa, Cnidaria, Anthozoa, Scleractinia, Poritidae.
CAGGAGGAGAGGAAUUUGAGUGCCGCAACCGCUAGCAACCACGCAAGCAGUCUCCUAUACCCUCUCAAGUACUACCACCGGCAAAGAGGGCCAAAAUUCGAAGGUGUCCCCCUGAUAUCCCAGCUCAGAAGAACCGCUACCGUACUUCAAAAACAGGGGGAUGUGGAGAGGGUGAGCACGGUUGAAGAACUGAGGGCCCAGAGCAAGUGGCUGCAUUGGUAAGUCUGCUAGUAUAAAACCGAGCAGAACAAUAAAAUAAAUAAAUGAAUGAAUGGCAUCCCCUAGUGACGUUGAUGCCAGUAAGAAAAUAGUUGUGUUACCAAGGCUAGGCACCCGAACCUUAUUUUUCCACGUGGAAUGCGUUGCAAAGUUUCAAACAACAACACAAAGAUCGAUCUCAACAUUUUGAAAUCAGCCUCUUUUAAUGACUAAUGACCCACUCGCUUGUUAACAUAUCACGUCUCCCCACUUUCUCUUAAGGGAUGAAGUCCUCCAAGCCAGGGAAGCCCAGCGUUGCCGCUUUGAGCUGGCCAAAGACCGGCAGCAACGGGCUCGGGAGGCCUGUGACCUGCUGAUUUUGUCACUCUACACCCACCUCCCACCCAGCAGAGGCCUAGAGGUCCGGACAUUGGAGUUGGUUUGGGAACGCGAACUCGAAGAGCCUUUUGAGCAGGCACGCUAUCGUGACAGAAAUGUGGCCCUCGUCAAGAAAGAAGGAGGAAUAAUGCUCCACCUGGGGAUGUUCAAAACAGCCAAGCACACUGGCACGGAAACAAUUCCAAUACAGGUAAUUCUUAUCGUUACUUCUUCGAGUUAUGCGAACAAAAGCAGAGUUCCCUGUGGCAUAUUUUUCCUGACGACAAAUCGCAUUACCCCCUACCUCCCCUAUCAAAGUCCAAACAACUUGAUGGCUACGAUCAAUGACCAGGGAAGGAUAAAGUUCUGAGGAAAGCAAAAAGCUCUUAAGCACGUGUCUGAAUCAAUAAGGAUGAUAACAACAGCCUACUUAGCAGAUCCACGGGGUGCAUCUUUUCCCUUCAAAUAGCAUUAUUCGUCAUUAAAAGUAAUUUAAAUUACUGGACUUCAAGUAAAUUUUCUCUGUUCCUUCCCCGCAGGCAGACAGCGAACUCUGCAGACUCUUCAAAGAGUUUGUGUCGCAAUUCAGAAGCGUGCUUCACCCACGACCGUCCAGCAACUACGUGUUUCUGGUAAGUAUCCGUGUUAGCUGCUAUAGCUCAGCAAAAUUGUCCAGCUUGGUGAAAUAGCACUUGAAACUUGAUUAGGCAUUUUUAGGCCAAACAGGACUCUUGAGAACUGUAGGUCACAGUAGUGAGGUGUAAAAAAUGGAGUGACGAGCUCUGACUUUCGAUUCUCCUCUCCAUUUCAUUUCAGAAUGCGAAAGGUGCACCCUUCUCGAGUUCGUCCUUCACGCAACGUUUACAGAAGAUGUUUGAACAGCUGACGGGGAACAAGGUGGCAAGCUUUGGGCUGAGGUCGUCGUUCGUGACCUGGGCGUACUCACAGAGGUGGGUCGGCAUCACUAUUGAGCUGCACGUCGCCAUAAAGGUGGUGGGUCCCCGAGACCCGCCGUUGCCCCCCAAAUUUUUGGGAUCUGUUGCUUUAAAACACUAUAGCCACGCCACUGAUAACCGUCUGUGUUCUUUCCUCUGUCUCUAGCGAAUGCGACGACCGCAUGAAAGAGAGCCUUGCCGCCUGCCUCCGACACUCUCGACAGCAAGCCCAGAAGACGUACGACCGACGCACCGCCAACGAGAGAAAGACCAUGGGACUGGAGUUGGCCAGGCGGAAGGCCGAAGAAGGGCCAGCUGACCUCGAGGUUGCUGGGCCCAGCCACCGGGGGGCCACCGACGAACCGGAGAUCAGGGUUGGAGACUUUGUCGGACUCGUAGCUGAGGACAGCACCCUACAGCAGCCCUCGAUCUUCCUGGGGCGUGUCCAAGCAUUCUUGCCAGAACACCAGGUCCUCCUUCUGUGGUACAGGAACACUGCAGGUGGCGUCUAUACCCCUCACUUGGAUGGUGAACAGUGGGUGGAGUCGAAAGAGUCGCUAGUCCCCGUGGAGGUGGCUCCAGCCAAAGGGCGUCCGUAUGGCCAACGUCUAAAGACCAGCUUGCGCACCAUACACAAAGCAGUCAUGGACGGGACGCGGGAAUCCUGA